This is a messenger RNA of Sitophilus oryzae (rice weevil), 1903 nucleotides long. RefSeq names its product general transcription factor 3C polypeptide 5 (gene l(2)37Cd). Bases 98 to 1756 code for a protein of 552 amino acids. The record is from RefSeq and is a predicted model, not a curated record. Gene Ontology annotation, cellular component: transcription factor TFIIIC complex. The transcript has 8 exons. Gene Ontology annotation, biological process: transcription initiation at RNA polymerase III promoter. NCBI's taxonomy places the organism in Eukaryota, Metazoa, Arthropoda, Insecta, Coleoptera, Curculionidae.
CCCUAUUUAUUUUUUCUAUUUUUUUAUUCUAAUUUGUGAAUGUAAUAAACAAAGUUCACUAUAUUAAAUUAAAGUUUUAAGUAUUUAUUUAGCUAAAAUGGCAGAUAAUGUAGAUAACGACAGGAUAAAAUCCGAAAAAAACAAGAUAAUUCCUAAAAACAAAAUAACUUUUUUUAGUAGUCAUAAAGGUUUUUUAGACAACGAUUUGGAUAAAAGUUAUUUAUUUUCAUUUCCUAAUCCACUUGUUAGGAUAGAAUACCCCGGUCAUGUAAAAAAUGUUUCUAAAGCAAUUAAAACCUUGGGAGGAAUACAAGAUAUUCAAAGAUCUGUGGAAGGCAAAAGCAAACUUGAACUUAAUUUUCACCCUAAUAGCAAAUAUAGUAAAGGGUGUGUAGCAGAUAAAAUAUUCAACAUGGGUAUUUUAAUAAAAAUUACUAAACCAAAUGAUUGCAGUGAUUACUCAUAUGAAAUUGUGAAUGUUGCUAAUGUUAGUUUUAAAUUCAAUAGAAUGUCUGAUUUUCAAUACCUACCUUUAGUUGCAAAAGAGACACCAGAAAAUGAGCAUUCUGAAGUAGAAUAUUUACAUGAUAAAAUAAUACCUAAUCAUAUUCCUACAUUGGAAUGGUUGACAAGGAAGGAAACAUCUGAACUACCCCCUCUACUUAUUUCUCCCAAAUUUGCAAGAUUUGAUCUACCUCAAGUUAAAUUUCAAACAAAUUCAUCUAGAGAUUUUAUAGCUCUUGUUAGACCAGAAGGCAUAGCUUUUCCCGAUAUUAAAAAAAAGGGACGACCAGACAGACGUGUUUUGUCAUUUCGUGUUAGUUUUAUUAAGCCAGACGUCACAAUACCUAUCCAGCCAUUACCAGCAGCUGUAGAGAUAGUCCAAGAUAGACAUCUAAAUAAUCACUUAGCAGUUAUACAAGAGCUAUUUCAAAAAAAGCCAAUAUGGAGGAAGAUAAGUAUUAUGCAUAAAACAGGAAUGAGUAAUGACACAAUAAGAGUUCUUUUACCUUGUGUCUCGUAUUACUGUAGCGGUGGACCUUGGCGACUAUGUUGGAUAAAAUUUGAUUAUAACCCAUUGAAUGACUUUAAUUCUCGUAUCUAUCAAAUACUUGAUUUCAGAAUUCGUUCUAAAGAGGGAUUGCAUCUUAAAGUCGAAAGAAAACGUGGCUUCCUGGCAAAAUUGUUUAGGGAUACUCCUAAUGAUACUGUUUCAGAAAAAGAUUAUGUUAUAAGGCCCAAUAUAAUUCCACCGGCAAGACAAAUGCUUUACCAGUACUGUGAUGUUUUAAUACCAGAAGUUCAAGACAUGUUGGCAAAAUUGCCUAAAUUACCUCCAAGUGCAAAAUUUGAUAUUAGAAAUGGAUGGCUUCCGCUAAGUUUUACAGAGCAUUGUAGAGAAAUAGUGAAUAAGUAUGUCUUAGAUGCCGUACAAAAUAAAAUUAUGGCUGGAAAAGAACCAAAUCCAGGUAGUUCAGAGAGAGCGGUGGAGUCUUCAGAUAGUAUAGUAUCAUUAUACUGCAGUAAAUUGUUAAGUAAUAUUAGAAAAGGAGUAACUACAAGAGACAGCUCAACAGAAAAUGAAGAAAGUAUAGAAGAAAUCAGUUUAAUUGAAGAUGAAACUGUGGAAACUAUAGAUACAAAUGAAGUAGUCAAUAGCCUCCCUGAAAGAAUAUUGGAAGAAUCUGAUGAGGAAGAUUCAGACAUGGAUCUUGAUAUGGAGGCGAUUGAAGAAAUAAAUGAAAUGCUCAACUAAUUCACAAUAUACUUUUCUCGUAAAGUAUUAAGUUAUUUUUAUUUAAAAAAAAAUCUUAUUGUAUAUGUACUUUAUUAUCUAUCUUACUUUCCCUAUUUAUUGUGUACGUACUAUUAUUAUCAUUAAUAUAAAGACUAUGGAUACUGA